This is a messenger RNA of Eucalyptus grandis, 1410 nucleotides long. Its product is annotated as calmodulin-binding protein 60 C-like. The coding region runs from base 133 to 714 and encodes 193 amino acids. The transcript is spliced from 5 exons. Gene Ontology annotation, molecular function: DNA-binding transcription factor activity; calmodulin binding; sequence-specific DNA binding. Gene Ontology annotation, biological process: regulation of salicylic acid biosynthetic process. The record is from RefSeq and is a predicted model, not a curated record. NCBI's taxonomy places the organism in Eukaryota, Viridiplantae, Streptophyta, Magnoliopsida, Myrtales, Myrtaceae. Gene Ontology annotation, cellular component: nucleus.
UCGUUGGUAAACUGCCUUCUGUCUCAUUCCUUUCUCGGCUACUCUCUGUCGGCAACCGAAAAGCGCUCCCAAGAUUCCAGAAGCUUUCCCUGUUUCUUGUAAGCUGCACAGAAGGACAGAUAGGUCGCGUCCAUGGCGAAGAGAGCUUCGGCCUCCUCUUCUUCAGGUCAACCAAGUCAACCCAAGAGGCCGCGCGUCGCUCCAACCGACCAACCAUGGAACGGAUCCAAGAGGAAUCUCAUGCUGUGGAGCUGCUCGACAGAGGAGGAUGCCCAGAGAGUGUGUGGAGAAGAGCCGGAACAUGCAAAAUCUCACUUGACCGAAUACUGUCAAAGGGUUGAUGGUAGAUCUACAAGAAUAAAUGAAGUGAGGAACUUAUGGCUUCAAUUUCAAACCAAACUGUCAGAUCCCCUGUUUACUAGAAAGAAACUACGAGGAGAUGGGGGUGCUCGCAUUUCUGUUGCCUUGAUCAAUGAGAAUACAGGGGAUGUCGUUACAUCAGGCCUGGAAUCCUCCCUUAAGUUGGACGUCGUUGUGCUUGAAGGUGACUUCAACAAAGAUGAUGAGGAUGAUUGGGCUCAUGAAGAGUUCGAGAACUUCAUGGUUAAAGAACGUCAACAAAAGGGGCUGCUUUUGAUGGGAGAUCUCCAAGAAACGCUCAAUGGAGGUGUUGGGGAGCUGGGAGAACUGAUAUUUACUGACAACUCCAGCUAGAAUAGGAGUAAAAAAUUUAGGAUAGGGCAUAAGGUGGCAUCGCAUUAUUGUGGGCAUACGUGAAUCCGAGAAGCCAAAACAAAUGCCUUCCGUGUCAAGGAACAUAGAGGAGAAUCAUCCAAGAAACAUGAUAUACCUGCAUUCAACGUUGAGAUCUGGAGGUUGAAGAUGAUUGCCAAGGAUGGGAAAUAUGACCAAAAACUGAGUGAAGCCGGAAUACAUAAAGUGGGGGACUUUCUACUGCAAUUGUUUACGGACCCCAUGAAACUGAAAGACAUAAACACUUACAAAAUGAUUCUCAAUUAGGGUUUGAUUGACUAAGUUGAAUGUAAGUCUUGCGUGCUCACUCAUUGUAGAUUCUUGGAAUGAGCUCACAUUCGACUAACUGGGAUACCCUUGAAAAUCAUGCAAGGAGUUGCAAGAUAAAUUGGAAACUUUAUUUGUACUAUACCGAUGGCAUGAGGAAGCAUGGUGCUGUAUUCAACACUGAUUGUCAGCUAAUUGGCCUAAUCAAAGAUAGAUUAUAUUGUGCUACUGAUCGACUUUCUGACAAUGAUCUGGUAAGCAACUAGGAGUUCCUAUGAUGUUUUGUCAAGCCAGUUCAUGUGCUUCACACCGUCAUGCGUCAUUCAUAUAAUUUGUCCCAUAUUAUCCGUGUAAUUUGCAACUUGAUGUUUACUCGUAGCUGGGUGGCUG